Mauremys reevesii (Reeves's turtle) is the source of this 1336-nucleotide messenger RNA. Its product is annotated as C-type lectin domain family 4 member F-like. The coding region runs from base 56 to 943 and encodes 295 amino acids. Gene Ontology annotation, molecular function: signaling receptor activity. NCBI's taxonomy places the organism in Eukaryota, Metazoa, Chordata, Testudines, Geoemydidae. The transcript is spliced from 8 exons. The record is from RefSeq and is a predicted model, not a curated record.
UGAAAGGACCCACAGGCCAGUCAUCAGGGGCUCGGCUCAGCGCGAAGGCAGGACAAUGGCAGAUGAGGAUAUCUAUGAGAACAUGCCAAUGACGGAAGCUGCUCCCCAGCCCAAAGGAAACCCUCCAGAGACAUCGGUCCCUUGGCGGCACAGGGCAGGGGGCAUCGUCACUGCUGUCCUUCUCCUCCUGGGUCUGGCCCUGGCCACGUCCCUCCUUGCUGUGACACUUCUAUAUCUCCGGGCACAGAGCAAGCUGCAAGCGGUUGAAAACGUGGUGCAGAAGCUCCAAGUCUCUCUGCAGCCUGACAACAGCUCGGACGCAUCAGCAAAGAGAUCAGACACUCUGCAGCUAUUGGAUGAAGCGCAGGCAGGAGUCCGGAUGCUGAAAGCCCAGCUGGGUAACGUCAGUGCAGCGUAUGGAGAAAUCCAGAUCCGUCUGGACAACGUCAGUGCAGCGUAUGGAGAAAUCCAGAUCCGGCUGGACAACGUCAGUGCAGCACGAGCAGCAGUGCAAGGUCGCUACAGUGACAUGCUGACAAAGCUCUCCAGGGGCUGGAGGUUUUACGGUGGGAACUUUUAUUACUUUUCACAAGAAAGGAAGUCGUGGGAUGAGGCCGAGCGGUUCUGUGUGUCUCAGGACUCGCACCUGACCUCUGUCUCCUCCCAGGCAGAACAGGAGUUUCUCUCCAACGAGACCCAGGGACAAGAUCACUGGAUUGGACUCAACGACCGGGAGACAGAAGGCAGCUGGCGCUGGGCGGAUGGCACAGAAUACAGAGCAGACGCAAGCAGGGGGUUCUGGGCGCAGAAUGAGCCAGACAAUUACGAUCCGAAGAAAGAUGGUGGAGAAGACUGUGUUCACACCGAGCCAAGAAAGCGGAAUUUGUGGAAUGAUGCCAACUGCACUCAGCCUUUCAGGUGGAUUUCGAACUAUAAGCUAUGAGCAGACAUUCAACAGCGAUUCCCUUCACCAGUUUAGCCUCUCUUUUUUUUUCCGCUUCGUUUCUACAUCAAAUACUUCACUCACAAAACCCCAUGGGUUACAAUGCUCAGAUAUCAUCUCAGCUGUUCUAAACCUCCUCCAUGUUCCUGAAUGUAUUUUCUAGCAAAGUUUUCUAGAGCCAUACUGUGGGCAACUUCAACAGACUCUACUCUUGCCCUUACUUCACUUACCUUAACAUGUAACACAGAACUCAUUUGAAUUCUAACACUUCACUAGCUUAUGUAAUAAACUAGAAUGAACACUCUGUUGCUUUACUCUGUAACUGAAGGCGUCCCUUCACAGAAACAACAGGAACUAAUACCCCAAACUGGUUUUCUACCUAGUUCAAUAAGU